Molecule: messenger RNA, 502 nt
Organism: Trypanosoma rangeli
Lineage: Eukaryota; Euglenozoa; Kinetoplastea; Trypanosomatida; Trypanosomatidae
Exons: 1
Source: RefSeq, a predicted model, not a curated record
AUGAGUGGAUUUGGUGUGGCAGGAGGUGGUAUCGCUGGAAGCAGCAACUUUGGCGCGACCUCAGGUCAGCAGUCCGGGUUUGGCUUCAAUGCCGGGGGAUUCGGCGUGAGUAACACAACCACUGCGUCCGGGAUGGGGAAGUUGGAAACGACAGCGGUGCCAUUUGCGCAAGCCCCUCAGGCAUCUGGAGCGCAAGGCGGCUUCGGACAUGCAGUUUUCGGGGCUGCUUCCACUGCUGGCGGGGUUGCCCCAGGUGGUUUUGGCUCUGCAGCGAAACACUGCGGCUCCGGCUGGUGGGUUUGGCUCUGCAGCGACCACAGCAGCUCCAGCUGGUGGGUUUGGAUUUGCAGCGAACACUGCGUCUCCAGCUGGUGGUUUGGCUCUGCAGCGAACACUGCGGCUCCGGCUGGUGGCUUUGGCUCUGCAGCGAACACUGCAGCUCCGGCUGGUGGCUUUGGCUCUGCAGCGAACACUGCGGCUCCAGCUGGUGGCUUUGGCUCUG